CGCUGAAUGGAACUCGCGUUUCCCACAAUCGGCUUCAAGUCUUGCACCGCGCCUUGAACCAGGCGAAACUCUCCUCCGCCACAGUUGGAAAAGGUUCGCGAAUACGUCCGAAAGGCCAAGGCCUUCGACUCACAUCCAAACAGCUCUAUUGCUAUUAGCUGUGUGUCGGCAAGCACUGAGCAGGGAUACGGCAUUAGUAAUCCUUUGUCUUUACAUUUGGAACACUUGGCCGGGGGAGAAUUCCAAUUGCACUUGCAUUCACCUCAAAGGCAAGGCGCUCAGACUUUCUCAUAUAGUGGGCCACUUCACUGGUACGAAGCAGUCUCCUGAAGGGCGGAACCCGAACGACCGCUUUGGAGCAGCUCCUUGUGGCUCUGCUCGGCGACGGUAGCUCCGCGAUGACCACGGCUUUCUCGACCGGGGUCGUCCCGAUGGAUAUCGUAGACCCUAACAGGGGAGCCAAGGUCCUGCCGAGUCUUCCCGGCGCAACACCGCAACAGCCCAAAGGCCGUCCAAAAUUCUCGCUCGCCGAUUUCCACCUCGACCGCACACUCGGCACCGGCUCAUUCGGUCGGGUGCAUCUAGUCCGACUCCGCUCAACGGGGAAAUAUUACGCCAUGAAGGUGCUGAAGAAGACGGAGAUCGUCAAGAUGAAGCAGAUCGAGCAUACCGUGAACGAGAAGCAUAUUUUGGAGCAGCUGGAUUUCCCAUUUUUGGUCUCGAUGUUAGGGACGUUUCAGGAUUAUGCCAAUUUGUAUUUUGUCAUGGAGUAUGUGCAGGGUGGGGAGCUGUUCUCGUAUCUGCGGAGAUGUGGGCGCUUUCCAAACCAUGUAGCCAAAUUCUAUGCAGCGGAGGUGGUAAUGGCAUUUGAGCAUCUGCACGCCAAGGACAUCAUUUACCGCGACUUGAAGCCGGAGAACUUGUUGAUCGAUGCGAAAGGCAACAUCAAAAUCACCGACUUUGGCUUCGCUAAACAUGUGCCUGAUGUCACAUGGACGCUUUGCGGCACGCCGGAUUACCUUGCCCCAGAAAUCAUCCAGUCGAGAGGUUAUGGCCGCGCUGUUGACUGGUGGGCGCUCGGGAUCUUGAUCUAUGAGAUGCUCGCCGGCCACCCACCCUUCUACGACGAAGACCACUUCAAACUCUACGAAAAGAUCCUCGCCUGCAAGGUGAAAUUCCCCAACCACUUUGACCCAGCAGCCAAAGACCUCGUCAAACGCCUCCUCCAAGCCGACCUCACCAAGCGCUACGGCAACUUGAAAGGCGGGGUCAACGACAUCAAGAAACAUAAAUGGUUCGUGGGCGUCGAUUGGGUCGCCCUUAGGGCCCUGCAGAUUCAGCCACCGUACACCCCGCCACUCAAGGGCGAAGGGGACACGAGCAAUUUCGACGCUUAUCCCGAGGACUAUGAGCCGUAUGGGAUCGUGUGCGCGGACCCUCACAGAGAAAAGUUUAGGGAGUUUUGAAAGAAGGAAGUCGGAUUAUUUUCGGUUUUCUUGCUUGCUUUUUGGGAGUUCGGCGCGCUUUUUUGGAAAUGCAAUUUGCUGCUGCAUUUUGCGACUGAAGAUGGCAUCGGUUGUAGGCGAAGAGAUCUUCGCCUAUUUGUUUGGUGGCGCGGGUGUCCGCGGAGAAUUUUGGGAGCACAGCCUUGCUUGUUUAUGGCACUGGAUAGACUUAGGUGGUGAAGAGGACGGUGGGUACGGGCUGGGGAGAUGAAGACGAAGGGACAACGGGGUCCGGAAAGCGACAUUUAUGCAUUCAGGCUUCUGCAUUGGGACUACUCAAUACAGCACACAUUUUUGUCACGAGC
Molecule: messenger RNA, 1810 nt
Organism: Fimicolochytrium jonesii
Lineage: Eukaryota; Fungi; Chytridiomycota; Chytridiomycetes; Spizellomycetales; Powellomycetaceae
Product: kinase-like domain-containing protein
Exons: 4
Coding region: 399-1466 (355 amino acids)
Biological process (GO): peptidyl-serine phosphorylation
Cellular component (GO): nucleus; cAMP-dependent protein kinase complex
Molecular function (GO): cAMP-dependent protein kinase activity; ATP binding
Source: RefSeq, a predicted model, not a curated record